Messenger RNA from Polistes dominula (European paper wasp), 515 nucleotides. It is a transcript of the gene RpS26, whose product is annotated as ribosomal protein S26. Lineage: Eukaryota; Metazoa; Arthropoda; Insecta; Hymenoptera; Vespidae. Gene Ontology annotation, biological process: translation. The record is from RefSeq and is a predicted model, not a curated record. Gene Ontology annotation, molecular function: structural constituent of ribosome; mRNA binding. Gene Ontology annotation, cellular component: ribosome; cytosolic small ribosomal subunit.
ACCGGAAAUAAACUUUCUCUUGACUCAUCACUCGUUUACAAACUUCACGACAGUUUCUCUUGUUCGUUUCCCUUUCUCGUGAAAUACAGAGUAGUGAAGAAGCAAGAUGACUUGCAAACGCAGAAACGGUGGACGUGCCAAGCAUGGCCGUGGCCAUGUAAAUCCUGUACGUUGUACUAAUUGUGCACGAUGCGUACCUAAAGAUAAGGCAAUCAAAAAGUUUGUCAUCCGUAAUAUUGUAGAAGCGGCCGCAGUUAGAGAUAUAACUGAAGCCAGUCAAUAUCCAUCUUAUCAACUUCCUAAAUUGUAUGCGAAGUUACACUAUUGUGUAUCUUGCGCUAUUCACUCUAAAGUGGUCCGUAACAGAUCUAAGGAAGCAAGACGUAUUAGGACACCUCCUGUGCGCAACUUCCCAAGGGAUUUACGUCAAGGACAACAAAACAGGAAAUAAUUUUUUUGCUAUGUAAUAGAUUUAAAAUUAAUAUAAAAAUAAUAAAAAAUCAAUGAAAUAAAAA